CGGGAUGCGCCGCAGCGAAUGGUCGCGCGGGGCUCCGCUCUGAGUGACCUUUCACCCGCGCCCAGCGGCCUCGGGCGGCGGCACAAGGCGGAAGCCAUGGCGGAGGCGGCGGGCGAGGCGGGCGCGAGCGAGCGGGACCCAGACGCGGGCCGCGCGCGCCGGCGGCUGCGGGUUCUGUCGGGCCAUCUGCUGGGCCGGCCCCAGGAGGCUCCGAGUACCAAUGAGUGUAAAGCGCGGAGAGCCGCGUCGGCGGCCGGGGCGUCGCCCGCCGCCACUCCCGCCGCGCCGGAGUCGGGCACCAUCCCCAAGAAGCGGCAAGAAGUUAUGAAAUGGAAUGGAUGGGGCUAUAAUGAUUCCAAGUUCUUCUUUAAUAAGAAGGGCCAGGUUGAGCUGACUGGGAAAAGGUACCCUCUCAGUGGCUUGGCUUUACCAACUUUGAAAGACUGGAUCCAGAAAACCCUUGGAGUAAAUCUGGAGCAUAAAACUACCUCUAAAGCAUCCUUAAAUCCUAGUGAAGUACCUCCCUCUAUUGUAAAUGAAGAUUUCCUUCAGGAACUUAAAGAAACUCGUAUUUCCUACUCACAGGAAGCAGAUGAUCGAGUGUUCAGAGCUCACGGUCAUUGUCUUCAUGAGAUAUUUUUGCUCAGGGAAGGGAUGUUGGAGCGGAUUCCUGAUAUAGUUGUUUGGCCAAUGUGUCAUGAUGAUGUAGUUAAGAUUGUGAAUCUAGCGUGCAAAUAUAACCUUUGUAUCAUACCGAUUGGUGGAGGAACAAGUGUGUCAUAUGGCUUGAUGUGUCCUGCAGAUGAGACAAGAACAAUAAUUUCUUUGGAUACUUCACAGAUGAACCGGAUUCUCUGGGUUGAUGAGAACAAUCUGACAGCUCAUGUAGAGGCUGGGCUAACAGGACAAGAGUUGGAAAGACAGCUUAAAGAAAGCGGUUAUUGUACAGGUCAUGAGCCAGACUCCCUGGAAUUCAGCACUGUGGGAGGGUGGAUAGCCACUCGGGCAUCAGGCAUGAAGAAGAACAUCUAUGGCAAUAUUGAGGACCUGGUGGUUCAUAUAAAAAUGGUAACCCCUAGAGGUGUAAUAGAGAAAAGCUCCCAAGGACCUCGUAUGUCAACAGGCCCUGAUAUCCAUCACUUCAUCAUGGGAUCUGAAGGAACUCUUGGUGUAAUAACAGAAGCUACAAUAAAAAUCAGACCAAUCCCUGAAUACCAAAAGUAUGGCUCGGUAGCUUUCCCUAAUUUUGAACAAGGAGUAGCCUGUUUAAGAGAAAUUGCAAAGCAGAGGUGUGCUCCUGCAUCGAUCCGCCUCAUGGACAACCAGCAGUUUCAGUUUGGUCAUGCUCUUAAACCUCAGGUCUCCUCUAUUUUUACAUCAUUUUUAGAUGGAUUAAAAAAGUUUUAUAUUACAAAGUUUAAAGGAUUUGAUCCAAAUCAACUAAGCGUAGCCACAUUACUGUUCGAGGGGGACCGUGAGAAGGUUCUUCAACAUGAAAAACAAGUCUAUGACAUUGCUGCAAAGUUUGGUGGUCUGGCGGCUGGAGAAGAUAAUGGACAGAGGGGUUAUUUGCUGACUUACGUCAUUGCGUAUAUGCGUGAUUUGGGUUUGGAAUACUAUGUAGUAGGAGAAUCUUUUGAGACUUCUGCUCCUUGGGACAGGGUUAUAGAUCUGUGUAGAAAUGUCAAAGAGAGGAUAAGAAGGGAAUGCAAAGAAAAGGGUGUUCAGUUCGCACCUCUUUCUACAUGCAGGGUGACGCAGACGUAUGAUGCGGGUGCAUGUAUCUACUUCUAUUUUGCCUUUAACUACAGGGGAAUUAGUGACCCACUGACUGUGUUUGAGCAAACUGAGGCAGCUGCUAGAGAUGAAAUCCUUGCCAAUGGAGGGAGCCUGUCACAUCACCAUGGAGCUUCUAACUGUAAGCGAUCAGAGAAGCUCCGAAGUCCUAACAUGAAGUGUGUUGCUCCACGUGGAGCUGGGUUUGCUGUCACUGUCAGAACACAUGAUGUAGAGGGACCACUUCACACUGCGUGACAGUGCUUGAGCAGCCAGCUCUGCCUGUGGGAGGUGUAUCCCGUCUGAGGAGCGUGAGACAGCCAUGAAGAUAGCGAUAGUAAUCUUGAGGGGUUUCUCCUGCACUUAAUCUUCAGUGAUUUUGAUUUUACCCAGGGCUCUGCUUGUGGCGGGGAGCACAGAAGGAGCACAGCGGGUGCAGAUUAGGACUGGAGACUCUGAGCUUCUGCCUGUGGCUUUGUCCGUUGUGGGGGCUUGGCUUGGCUCAGGUCUUUAUGUUCCAAUAGGAGCCAUCUGCCUACAAAUUCAUUUAAUUCUUUCUCUUUACUGAAAAAAAAAAUAUACAAUGAGAGGAAAAUCCAGAAAGUAUAAAUAAAAGGUUUUCUUCAAUUGUUGAAGUAUGUGUCUGACGUGAAGGAUGUAACCCAGCUUUCUGUUCCUUAAGCCAAAUAGUGUUCGUCUUCAGUGUGAACCUGAACUGUAAAAACUGCUUGUAUAAUGUCAAGAGAUUAUAGAAACAUUAUUAAUAAAAUGAACAUGGCUUAUGAUUUUUUAAUCAAAAGGAGGUGUGAAGCUGUUUUUUAUUCUGUUUGCAUAUGUUUUCAACUUUUUUCACUUCAUAUUUCCAUAGAUUUGAAAAUAAAAAAUAAUUUUUGUAAGUUUACUAAUGUUGCAUAAUCUAGACAACCUAACUCUGACUGAAUCCCUUUGGCUUAUGACUGAAUAUGUCAUAAUUCGGUUGCAUCAGUCUCCAGGUUUUUUUAAUCAAUAUUAAACCUUUAGGUGGUGUUCAGAGCAUUCCCUUUCAAACCUGAAGGCCACAGUGAACAUCCUCACAUUCUCUAAAUAAGUACAAUCAAUUCCUUAAUAGAGGGAGUAAAGAUCACUGAUGUAUACCACUCUCGAGCCAAAGAACACUCACAGAAUUACACCUAGUUCUGUGAAUAUGAAAAGACUUUUUGUUGUUGUUGUUCCCAAAGGAUAUUGUUUUAUUUUUAAAGAGGAAAUAAGUAAUACAUUGUCCGGUGGUUUUUUUCUUUCUUUCUGGAUACUAGGGGCUUACUUCCUGAGAGCAGAGAUUGCUCAGCUGCACGUGCCACGUGGAUGACAUUGUUAGUGUUCCCAGCAGCACACACUCACCCUGAAAUACCCUUACCCCGGACUGUUCGCAGAGGGCUGCAAUGCCUGAAUCAGUGUAGUUUAUCUAAAUGGGUUUUUAUUAAACACUGUCCUUUUAAAGCUCACAGUGCCUUGGGAUUUUUCUCUUUUCUUCCAUGAAACAUUUAAAACGAGAGAGGGUAUGCUGUAAAGACAGAGAGGGUUUAGCAAUUCAGGGUUCUCUCCAAGAACACAUCAGAAUUUGGUGAUUGUAUGUAGAAACACUGUUUUGUGUUGGUUGGGUUAUCUAUAUAUUUAAUCAGUUAUAUGUUUAACCUGGACUCAGACAUCCAGUCAGUCAGUGGGAUGGAUUUGUGUCUGCUUUUCAUUCCUGCUGUCCCACCCAUGUAACCCUUAGAUAGGGCUUGGCAAGUCUUGAGACACCCACUGUAUGCUUUUGACUUUGUUUACACAGCUCCCUAAGGAAGCAGGGUACUAGACCUUAUGCUCCAUGUCUGUCUUUGUGCGUGUGUGUGUGUGUGUGUAUGAUGCCUUGGGAAUAAUGAGUAUUUUGUUCCUGGGCAGUAAUAAAUCCUGUGAGAAGUAGGUUUGUUCUAUACAGCUUUGUUCUUUUUUUGCUAAGUCUGUGAAAUAAUUUGCUCUGAUACAACUUAACUUGAAUAAUACCUUAUCCUGAGUCUUCCUCCAUGGCAGUACAUGUUUCUGCCAGUACUGUGGUCAUUUUUUGGGAAUUACAUGUGGGUAAAAUGUAUGUGUAAGCCAUUAUUCCACUGUCACUAAUGCAUAGGCAGCAGUUCUUCCCUUCACACUUAGAGUCUAAAAGUGGGUGUGAAGUGGGGGGUAACCUUUCCGAGAGUUUCUAUAGAACUUGUCAAGUUCACACUGAGCCAUGCCAUUUGUCUCCACAAGGGCUCAAUGCAUAAUCCAUAUCCCAUGCUUUGGUGUAUGUUCAGAAUUUCCUUUUAUUGAUUUUUCAUAGACUGUGUUGUUUCAGAACAAAAAUGCCCAUGUGUGAUUUUUAAAAGAUGUGCU
This is a messenger RNA of Chionomys nivalis (European snow vole), 4164 nucleotides long. It is a transcript of the gene Agps, whose product is annotated as alkylglycerone phosphate synthase. The coding region runs from base 19 to 2034 and encodes 671 amino acids. NCBI's taxonomy places the organism in Eukaryota, Metazoa, Chordata, Mammalia, Rodentia, Cricetidae. Gene Ontology annotation, biological process: lipid biosynthetic process. The record is from RefSeq and is a predicted model, not a curated record. The transcript is spliced from 20 exons. Gene Ontology annotation, molecular function: FAD binding; alkylglycerone-phosphate synthase activity.